This is a messenger RNA of Trichomonas vaginalis G3, 312 nucleotides long. RefSeq lists its product as uncharacterized. NCBI's taxonomy places the organism in Eukaryota, Parabasalia, Trichomonadida, Trichomonadidae. Bases 1 to 312 code for a protein of 103 amino acids. The record is from RefSeq and is a predicted model, not a curated record. The transcript has a single exon.
AUGAGUAGUCUGACUGCUCAGCAAACAUCGAACGAUGGCAGUGCUAAGGCAUUCAUUAUUACUCAGGCGGCAUCUAGAUUUGAAAAUAUUGCACUUCAAUACUUGAAAUUGCAAGAACCAGAUACUUCUGAAGAAACCAUUCAGAGUAACGAAAUUAAGAACAAAUUGUCUUCAUACAAAGAACUUAUUCAAGCAGCUAAUAACGAAAUGGAACAUAAAAUGCAUUUACUCGAAAUUCAAAAAAGAUUCGAAAUACAGCGCGCAGAUGAAGAAUUUGAAGAAUUUCUCGAUUAUAUUGAUCAGAGUAAUUAA